AUGGAUUUCUUUCCAAAGUCCGAGCCUGUCAAGGGGUACGUGCUAGCUGCGCUCGUGAGUGCGAUUGCUGUCUGCCUCCUAAUCGUUGUCGCCGACUAUCUAUACGGAUGGAGCAUCCGAAAGCAAUUGGGAGAUAUUCCCAUUGUCGGUGACAAUAGUGACGUCUGCUCUUUGUUGCAAAGGAGGUCAGCCGAGGGCGAUCUUGUCAAAGAGACUACUCAAGCGUACCAACAGUAUACCAAAAAUGGCCUACCAUGGGCUAUAAGACCUCUCAACCGGUUCUACUGGAUAUGCCUCCCACCACAGUCGGCCAGGGAAUGGAGCUAUCUUCCACAAGAUCAUCUCAACUUCAUCAAAUUAGUUGAAAAGGAAAAUAUGCACCACCGCCACUCGAACUUGGCAUCACCGACCGUGGCCAAUGCCCUCCUCAAAUGCAAUAAGAAGCCUUAUCUGGAUGCGUUCUCCUACAUGGUCGGCAGUCAGGUCGACCAGCUCAUACCGUCCGCCUUUCCCGUGAGCCCCGGUGAAAAAGGAUGGCAGGUAAUCAAUGUUUGGGAAAGACUAUACUAUGUCCUCUCGCGGGUGAUGAUUGCGUGCAUUUUGGGACCUGAAUUUGCAUCCGACCAAAAGCUCCUUGAGCUGUAUGUGUCCUACAACUCUUUGAUAACGUCCCAUACAAGCACUUGCGUCAGGUUCCCAAGGCCUUUGCACUCCCUAGUCUCACGGUUUGCUCCGACGAACCGGAAAUUGAGGACAGUCAUGAAAGAGCUAAAGAGCAGACUCAUCCCCGAGAUUCGCUGCCAAGUGUGUCGAUUACGCUCCGAAAAGUCUCAAAACAGGUCAUGUUCGCUACUAGAUGCCGUGAUCGAGGAGUGUAUGGCGGAAAAUACCAUCGGUCGUGAGACGAGGCACUUUGAUGAAGAAAAGCAAAUCAGCCAGAUAGCUGACAAGAUCAUGUUCCUUCACUUUGAAAGCGCUCUUCCGGUCACAAUGGCCGUGACUACAAUAAUAUACCGCAUCAUGGUCAACCCCGAGUGCGUCGCACCUCUCCGUGAGGAGCUACAGGCAGCCCUGCCCACAGGACAAUGCACCACUCCCGACGUGAUGAACCAAUGCCCCAAGUUGGAGAGCUUUAUGCGUGAAAACCAGCGUCUUCACGGCAGUAGUCUAUACUGUUCGAGUCGUCUUGUGAUAAAACCGGUCCACAUCCCUUCCCUUGGCCGCACCUUUCCCGCGGGGUCGAUCCUCACGCUGCCCUGGUACUGGAUGGCACGCGAUCCGGAUUUGUAUCCAAACCCAGAUAGAUUCGAUAGCAACCGCUUUUACGAUGCGUCCUCGGGGGGCUGUACUGCACGUCUUACGACCACAUCCGACAAAUUUCUAGGCUUCGGGUACGGCGCCGUCACUUGUCCAGGUCGCUUCUUGACGAGCAGACUCAUCCAAACCGUCUUCGCCAAAAUCCUCUUGGAUUUCGAUGUCACUUGCAUGCCCAGCAGGCAGGAAUUUCCUUUCAAUACCCUUUCGAGUUCGUUCUCUAUGCCAAAUUCUGAAAUCGAGGCGCGAAUUAGGCCUCGUGCCGGGAAGAUGUAG
Aspergillus candidus is the source of this 1590-nucleotide messenger RNA. RefSeq names its product cytochrome P450. Lineage: Eukaryota; Fungi; Ascomycota; Eurotiomycetes; Eurotiales; Aspergillaceae. The transcript has 6 exons. The record is from RefSeq and is a predicted model, not a curated record. Gene Ontology annotation, molecular function: monooxygenase activity; iron ion binding; oxidoreductase activity, acting on paired donors, with incorporation or reduction of molecular oxygen. The coding region runs from base 1 to 1590 and encodes 529 amino acids.